This is a messenger RNA of Coregonus sp. 'balchen', 4748 nucleotides long. The record is from the annotation of a GenBank genome assembly. Lineage: Eukaryota; Metazoa; Chordata; Actinopteri; Salmoniformes; Salmonidae.
GCAUCAGAUCCCAUCCCAGCCAAGAAGUCUAAACAUGAAGACUUCCCAUCGCUGCCCCUGUCCGAGAAGCAACCCGAUUGGCUACGAUCCCUCUCGGCUUCGGCCAAUAAGACUCUCAACUUUUUCCAGCCCAGACAAAGGCCCUCGGCUUUCAGGCCCUGGUCCCCUAACCUCUCAGCUGGGGACAAAGACACGCCCAGCCGCCCUCUGGCUCUCCUGAGAGACAGGUGAGCACAAUAUACUCAUAACAACAAACUACCCUGAAGAAACACACGUCAACAUAGUACACCAAGCUUUUAACACACGUCAACAUAGUACACCAAGCUUUAAACACACGUCAACAUAGUACACCAAGCUUUAAACACACGUCAACAUAGUACACCAAGCUUUAAACACACGUCAACAUAGUACACCAAGCUUUAAACACACGUCAACAUAGUACACCAAGCUUUAAACACACGUCAACAUAGUACACCAAGCUUUAAACACACGUCAACAUAGUACACAAGCUUUAAACACACGCAACAUAGUACCCAAGCUUUAAACACACAGUCAAACAUAGUACACCAAGCUUUAAAACACACGUCAACAUAGUACACCAAGCUUUAAACAACACGUCAACAUAGUACACCAAGCUUUAAACACACGUCAACAUAGUACACCAAGCUUUAAACACACGUCAACAUAGUACACCAAGCUUUAAACACACGUCAACAUAGUACACCAAGCUUUAAAAGCAGCAACUGUUUGGUUGUUUUGAGAACACAGCUACGGCAGCCAUUUUGGAUGGGAAUUUUGUGCUCAUUCCCAUGUGAUGGAUGUGCUCCCUCCCAGCAUGCUUCACUAUCAGGAGGGACCACCUGCUUGUCUGGGUGGGCUGAGGUUAGAGGGGCGGGGCUGACGGUCCCACUGCCUCCCACAUGGCACCACUCACACACACUCAACCGUGGGCACCCACUCGGCGUGAAUCACCACACACACAUAAGAACAUUACACACAUUACAUUCAUACAGGAGCACACACACUUGAUCUGAUCCAUUUUUCACUUAGUAGGAGUGAAUAUCCAACGGAAUAUUACAAGUGGCUCUGGAUCUCCCUGAUCGAGCCAAACCCAUUUUGGAUUCAGAAAUAAAGUAUCACGCAUGCUCAUUCUUAGUUAAUUGUCGAACAUUCUACAUUCUUUCCCUGUAGUCCAACCAAAGGCACCUGAAGAUCAACCCCCUCUGACAUCAUCCUCUCUCUCUCUCUCUCUCUCUCUCUCUCUCUCUCUCUCUCUCUCUCUCUCUCUCGCUGUCUCUCUCUCUCUCUCUCUCUCUCUCUCUCCCUCAUUCCAUCUCUCCCUCUCAGCCUCUACAACUUCAAGACCAUGGAGAACGCUGUGUCCCCAAACGUGGCCCUCACGCCCCCACCCCUGACAAAGGCAGGGCCCCUGUUGUCCCCAUCUGUGCCUAGCACCUCCCACCCCAGCACCGGCGAGGCCCCAGGAAAGGGGGCCAGCCCCAUCUCCAGGCCCCGGAAGAGGAGGGCCACAGGGGAGCCCCCCUGUCCCCCAUCGGCUGUAGCCAGCAAGCCUCCACCCCAGGAGGACAAGGACUCGGAAGUGGAGAUCGAGGUGGAGAGCCGAGAGGAAUGUGAGUAACUCAGAAACAUUUUAUGUUUGAAAGAUUGUUGUCAACAGCCGAAAACCUCUUACACUGACACAAAACGUAACCUUCCACUCUCUCCCCUCUCUUACCCCAGUCACUUCCUCCCUGUCCUCCCUGUCCUCCCCAUCCUUCACCUCCUCCAGCUCAGCCAAGGACAUGAGCUCGCCCGGCGCCCAGGUCCCGGUGUGUACGGUGACUUCUGCAGUGUUGAGCCCCGUGGGUGGCCCUCUCGCUGGGGUAGCGGCGGUGGUGUUGGCCCCUGAGGGCCCCGGCCCCGGGGGUCUGGAGUCGGAGUUGGAGAUCAUGAGGCAGGCGCUGGACAGCGGGCUGGACUCCAAGGAGUCUAAGGAGAAGUUCCUGCAUGAGAUCGUCAAGAUGAGGGUGAAGCAGGAGGAGAAGCUGGGCUCAGCCCUGCAGGCCAAACGCAGCCUUCAACAGGUACAGAGACCCGUUAAUCAACUAUGCUAUACCCCAAUUCACAAAUAUAUCAUCAAAUAUCCAUAAACACGUAUAAAAUAUACAUAUAUGCUUUGCAUAGAAAGGCUGAUGAACUAUCCCUGUGUGAUGGGGAACCUUAGCUAAGAUCAGAGGACUCGCGUUAGCUCCCACAGCUAAUGCCUAGGCUUUAGCCCUGUUUUUGUUAAUGCCAGUGUGUCUUAAUUUCCUCAAACUCUAAGUGCUAGACAGAGGGGAAAGUGUUAAGAAAUGGGAAAGUACUGUACACGCAUUAAGCAACUAAUACAGAAGUGUUCUAACUCAGAGGCCUGGCAGCUUACACUAUGACUUGGCAAAAAAACGUUAAACGGAUGUUGCUGCAAAAGCAGUCGGGGCAGACUUCCAUUUUAUUUUGGUCUUGGAAAUAUACCAAUAUAUAUAUAUAUAUAUAUUUUAAACAAGCGACAACUGUGCGCGAUGGUACACAACGUGCAUCCUCUGAGACGGAACAUUCUUGAAUGACUGCAUUCCACUUGGCUUACGUUAAGUCAUUGUCUGUGAGUAUCACUAACAAAACAAACGUCCCAGUUUAAAACAGCAGCCAGAUGAGAGUAAGCAAUCACUUUUGUUCAAAAGUUCUACUUCAUUUACCAAACAGGACAUUUAGUAAAUUGAGCAAGAAGUAGAAUGGGGGAUUGUAGUUGUGUUCUUUUCACCAGACUUUAACGAGGUAGCUAACAAAGCUUGACGACAGAUACGCUUGUCCUGGCAGUUAGGUUCCCAUGACAAGUGUGUUUCCACACACACACACACACACACACACACACACACACACACACACACGUACGCAAGAGAAAUCUGUUAGUCUCGCAGUUUCAAAGAGGAAGGAAACCUCACUUCUGUUCACCCUCUCAUCUUCUUAACCCUUGACCUCUAGUAAACACUGGGCUGUGGUGUAUUGGAAUGCUUCGAACAUGUCCAGUAUAUAGAAGAAAGCUUUAUUUAGUGAUCUUCCUAUGAAUGUAUCAGUAGCUAGCCUACAAGCUCUUAACUCUGCAUCCCUUGGCUGAAACCACUUGACUUGUACAACUUCUAACAUGUCUUAUAACACAGUUAUAGACAUUGUGCAGAAUAAUGUUUUUCACAAUCUUAAUGUUACAUUAAGCUUACAUUGUGUUUGGAUGAGCUUUCAUUGCUUUUUGUUUAAUGAUAGCUCUUUAUCUGUUUUCGAGGAGUUCGCAAUGAGUUUCACAAGGUUCAAAGUUCAACAGGGUUUCCCCAGGCUCAAUGUCAACAGCUAGCUUGUUGUUUGGUUUAGCGUCCUUUAAUAAGUUUAAUGCCAACUCUUCCUCUGUAUGCUAAUUAGGUUACGCUAACCUGUACUCAGGAAUGCUAAUUAGUUAAUGCUAACUCAGGAAUGCUACCUUUAGUGCUCAUGUGUAUGUGUGAACUGUUCCCUAGGAGUUGGAGUUCCUGCGGCUGGCUAAGAAAGAGAAGCUCAGGGAGGCCACGGAGGCCAAGCGGAACCUGAGGAAGGAGAUUGAGCGCCUUCGCGCCGAGAGCGAGAAGAAGAUGAAGGAGGCUAACGAGUCGCGCGUGCAUCUGAAGAGGGAGCUGGAGCAGGCCCGGCAGCUCCGAGUGUGCGACAAGGGCUGCGAGGCGGGCCGUCUGCGCACCAAGUACUCGGCACAGGUGAGGACACACACACACAACACACACACACACAGGCUACUCAAACCCAGACAGAGCAGAGGCCAUAGUCAGUGUCUGUAGUCUGAGUCUGAAGACAUAAACACUCCGAACGGUGGCUAGACGUCAAAGUAAUUGCAACAUUUCUGUCUAACACCAAGGCUAAGUCUUCUCAUGGUCAAUGGGGAAAGAGAGAAAAAAAGUCCUUGUCGAAAAUAAAUGGGUGUAACCCAAAGAGCACAGACGCGAGAUAAGUGCUAGCCCAAAGAGGAAACAGGAAGAGACGUCUAGUUCCUCUUAAGCAUCAUGGGAAAUGUAGAUUAGACAAAACAAAGGGGCGGUACACUGGAUUCCUGUCUGUAGUUUCUCUAAAAAGAACAAUUCACUUUCCAGCCCUGUCAUAAAGCCCUGUCAUAAAAGCCUUUAUUUGAGUGAAUGUUUAAAAUGUUUAUAGUUUUUAUAGUGUUUAUGGGCUUUGGGGAGACAGCUAAGUUAGGUCUGUGUCAGGGUUAGUCCCAAUGUUCACUGUUGUGUGUCUGGGUUAGGGUUAGGGCUAAGGCUAGUCUUAAUGUGUGUCUGGGCAGGAUGUGGAGAGACUUAGAGGUUUGCACGGGCAGGGGGAAGGAUGUGGCCAAUGGCUGUGUGUGUGUGUGUGUGUCUGUGUGUGUCUGUGUGUGUGUGUGUGUUUUUUAAGAGUUCAAAACAUGAUAUUAGGUAGUAAAUAAGAAAAGACAGGAAAUGCUGAAAGUAGACACACCAGGCAUAUAUCCCUUCAUGGUGCUUUUUGUUUUGUUCCAGAUGGAGGACCUGCAGAUGAAGCUCCAGCAUGCCGAGGCGGACCGCGAGCAGCUCCGGGCAGACCUACUGCAGGAGCGGGAGGCCAGGGAACACCUGGAGAGAGUGGUCAAGGAGCUGCAGCAGCAGCUGUGGCCCAAGGAGCAGGACACGCCUACCAAGGACACCCCCGUCAACAACUAA